AAUCUCGCUUUUUAAUGCCUUAUUUUGUCUUCUAUGUGUUGCUACCGAGACCUUGACCCCACUGUGAGAACUUCCGGUAGAAGCAGACGUCUCUUGCAGGAGUCUUACAAGCGCUUCAAGGACAUUAUAGGCACCAACACCAAAUGCCAUCCUGCAAGUGAAGACAGAUAAUGGAUUGAAAAAGACUAAACUUUAGUUGGGAGGAGUUUUUGCUGGUUCACCAUGUCAAGAGAAGAGAGAGAACCUCUGCUUUCCAACAGUCAGAACCAUCAAGCUCUCAACAUUGAAUGUCACCAGACUUAUGGCUCAGACACUCAACAGAGUCUUCCAGUUUUGGCACAACAUCACCAUCAGGAGACACAUGUCGUCAGCAAACGACAUUCUUUACCAUAUGCAGAUUCCCAAAGUGACCUCACAAAUGAAGAAUGUGAUUUUGAAAUUAAACCUGACUCUGUGCAUGUACCUCACACAAGAGAUCACUCCUUUAAGUGGAAGACCUUGUGGGCUUUCACUGGACCUGGCUUUUUAAUGAGCGUUGCUUACCUUGACCCAGGUAAUAUUGAAUCAGACCUCAUGUCUGGAUCCAUUGCCAAAUAUAAGUUACUUUGGGUACUGAUGUGUCAAAGCAAUGGGCUUAAUCUUGCAAUUGCUAGCUGCUCGACUGGGCUGCGUGACAGUAAAGAGCCAGUUUUUCCUUUGUCCAUAGCAGGCCUAUGUUAA
Pomacea canaliculata is the source of this 720-nucleotide messenger RNA. Its product is annotated as metal transporter Nramp2-like. Lineage: Eukaryota; Metazoa; Mollusca; Gastropoda; Architaenioglossa; Ampullariidae. Gene Ontology annotation, molecular function: iron ion transmembrane transporter activity; cadmium ion transmembrane transporter activity; manganese ion transmembrane transporter activity. Gene Ontology annotation, cellular component: membrane. Bases 223 to 720 code for a protein of 165 amino acids. The record is from RefSeq and is a predicted model, not a curated record. Gene Ontology annotation, biological process: metal ion transport. The transcript is spliced from 5 exons.